AUGGUAGAUAGCAAGACACCUUAACAAAUUCUUUAUAUUGUGAAGGAAAGUUUGAAUGCUAGAGGAGCCUCAACAAUUAGAUCACUAGGCAGAGCAUUCAGAUCAAUUGAUUCAUACAACGGUGAUAGAAAGAUUGAUAAGGAAGAAUUCUAUGUUGGACUCAAAGAAUAUGGAGCCGAUAUUUCUAAGAAAGAAGCAGAAGUCCUACUCGAUUAUCUUGAUACUGAUAAAGAUGGAUUCGUCAACUACGAUGAGUUUUUGGUUGGAAUUAGAGGAAAACCAAACGCUAAGAGACAAACAUUCAUAGACAAAGCUUAUUUUAAAUUUGACAAGGAUGGUGAUGGCAGAAUUACAGCUGCAGAUUUGAGAGGAGUCUAUGAUUGUUCAAGUCAUCCUAAGGUUUAAUCAGGGGAAAUGUGUGAGGAAGAAGUAUAUGUUAAAUUUCUUCAGAAUUUUGGCGACAAAAAUAGAGAUGGAACUAUUUCUAGAGAUGAAUGGAAUGAUUAUUAUGCAGCUGUUAGUUCCAGCAUUGAUAAUGAUGAUCAUUUCAUAACUCUUAUGAUUACAGCUUGGAGACUUUGA
Stylonychia lemnae is the source of this 582-nucleotide messenger RNA. The record is from the annotation of a GenBank genome assembly. Lineage: Eukaryota; Ciliophora; Spirotrichea; Sporadotrichida; Oxytrichidae.